AUAUGCGGGUGGUGUCCGUGAAUAGAAAACGAUUUUGGCUGCUUAUCUGUCCGCGACUUUAAACAGGGCACAAAAGUCAAAUUCGUGGACGAACUCGAGCAGCUUCCUCCAAGUGUCAAAACAUUUGCGCCUCCUUCCACUUGUUGCAAAUAAUAUCAAAUUCCACCUAACCCCGAAAACGCCAACUGCUCCAAAUCUUGCAUUUUGAUUGAAAUCACUCUGCAAAAUCUCCUUUUUAGUGCUUCUUUAGAACUACUAGCAGCUCAUAAAUGGAGGGUCUUCUUCCACUUGUGUUCAGAGCAAUCAAGAAAAGCAGAACUCGCCGACAGUAUCACUGUCUUUCAACCGGAGCUUCUCUCAGCUACAUCAACAUGGCCGAGAUCUGUCCUCAGACUGAAUCUCAAAGCCAUGUCUAUGAGACAGCUCCCACCCAGAAAGUGGCUCAUCAUCAUCAUCUUUAUGCAGGGAACGACCAUGAUCAUCGUCAUCAUCGGCGACAUAAAUCUGUGGGAGACUUCGAUUAUGGGUUUCCGUCUGCUCACGAGGACAGAACAGACCGUGGCUCUUCCCCUCCGAAGCAGCUAGUGCGAUUUGGAAGUCAUAGAAUGUUUUCAUGUGUCAAUGGUGUCUAAGGUUGAAGCACCUUAUUGAUUUGCAUAUUUAAUAAAAAGGUCGAAGGUUUAACCUCGAUCCCAGUAAUGUUUCUUCUGUGAACUCCUUUCUGGGUUGAAUUAUAUCUGCACUUUCUUUCCGCUUCA
Neltuma alba is the source of this 758-nucleotide messenger RNA. RefSeq lists its product as uncharacterized. Lineage: Eukaryota; Viridiplantae; Streptophyta; Magnoliopsida; Fabales; Fabaceae. The transcript has a single exon. The record is from RefSeq and is a predicted model, not a curated record. The coding region runs from base 270 to 632 and encodes 120 amino acids.